This is a messenger RNA of Canis lupus familiaris (dog), 6910 nucleotides long. It is a transcript of the gene DOCK1, whose product is annotated as dedicator of cytokinesis 1. Gene Ontology annotation, molecular function: guanyl-nucleotide exchange factor activity; small GTPase binding. Gene Ontology annotation, biological process: cell migration; small GTPase-mediated signal transduction. Gene Ontology annotation, cellular component: plasma membrane; cytoplasm. The transcript is spliced from 52 exons. Lineage: Eukaryota; Metazoa; Chordata; Mammalia; Carnivora; Canidae. Bases 105 to 5774 code for a protein of 1889 amino acids. The record is from RefSeq and is a predicted model, not a curated record.
CUCCGCCGCAAACUUUUUCCUCCCAUCCUGGGGCGGCUCGGAGGGAAUGGAAGAUGGCGGCCUAGGCGCGGAGUUUCCUGCCGGGCGGCGGCUGCGGCGGCGCCAUGACGCGCUGGGUGCCCACCAAGCGGGAGGAGAAAUACGGCGUCGCAUUUUAUAACUACGAUGCCAGGGGAGCGGAUGAGCUUUCUUUGCAAAUAGGAGACACUGUGCACAUCUUGGAAACAUACGAAGGGUGGUACAGAGGUUACACCUUACGAAAAAAGUCUAAAAAGGGUAUAUUUCCUGCUUCAUAUAUUCAUCUUAAAGAAGCCAUAGUUGAAGGAAAAGGGCAACAUGAAACGGUCAUCCCAGGCGACCUCCCACUCAUACAGGAAGUCACCACGACACUCCGAGAGUGGUCCACCAUCUGGAGACAGCUCUACGUGCAAGACAACAGGGAGAUGUUUCGAAGUGUGCGGCACAUGAUCUACGACCUUAUCGAAUGGCGAUCACAGAUUCUAUCUGGAACUCUGCCGCAGGAUGAGCUCAAAGAGCUGAAGAAGAAGGUCACUGCCAAAAUUGAUUAUGGAAACAGAAUUCUCGAUCUGGACUUGGUGGUGAGAGAUGAAGAUGGGAACAUUUUGGAUCCAGAACUAACUAGCACGAUUAGUCUCUUUAGAGCUCAUGAAAUAGCUUCUAAACAAGUGGAGGAAAGAUUGCAAGAAGAAAAAUCCCAAAAGCAGAACAUAGAUAUUAACAGACAAGCUAAGUUUGCUGCCACCCCUUCUCUGGCCUUGUUUGUCAACCUCAAAAAUGUGGUUUGUAAAAUCGGAGAAGAUGCUGAAGUGCUCAUGUCUCUCUAUGACCCUGUGGAGUCCAAAUUUAUCAGUGAAAACUACCUGGUUCGCUGGUCAAGUUCAGGAUUGCCUAAAGAUAUAGACCGAUUGCAUAAUUUGCGGGCUGUCUUUACUGACCUCGGAAGCAAAGACCUGAAAAGGGACAAAAUCAGUUUUGUUUGUCAGAUCGUUCGAGUGGGUCGCAUGGAGCUGAGAGACAACAACACCAGGAAGCUGACCUCGGGCUUGCGGCGGCCUUUUGGAGUGGCCGUGAUGGAUGUAACGGAUAUAAUAAAUGGAAAAGUAGACGAUGAGGAUAAGCAGCAUUUCAUCCCCUUUCAGCCGCUCGCGUUGGACGACGCCAUUCGACACAAGCCGCUGAACAUGUCAUCCCGUUUUUCACCCAGGGUGGCAGGGGAGAAUGACUUCCUUCAGACUGUUAUAAACAAAGUCAUUGCUGCCAAAGAAGUCAACCACAAGGGCCAGGGUUUGUGGGUAACCCUGAAAUUACUUCCUGGAGAUAUCCAUCAGAUUAGAAAAGAAUUUCCUCAUUUAGUGGACAGGACCACAGCGGUGGCUCGGAAAACGGGGUUUCCGGAGAUAAUCAUGCCUGGUGAUGUUCGAAAUGAUAUCUACGUAACAUUAGUUCAAGGAGAUUUCGAUAAAGGAAGCAAAACCACAGCAAAGAACGUGGAGGUUACAGUGUCUGUUUACGAUGAAGACGGGAAACGGCUGGAGCAUGUGAUUUUCCCGGGUGCUGGUGACGAAGCGAUUUCAGAGUACAAGUCUGUGAUUUACUACCAAGUAAAACAGCCACGUUGGUUUGAGACCGUUAAGGUGGCCAUUCCCAUUGAGGACGUCAACCGCAGUCACCUUCGAUUUACCUUCCGCCAUCGGUCGUCCCAGGAUUCCAAGGAUAAGUCUGAGAAAAUAUUUGCACUAGCCUUUGUAAAGCUGAUGAGAUACGAUGGGACCACGCUGAGGGACGGGGAGCAUGAUCUCAUCGUCUAUAAGGCGGAGGCCAAGAAGCUGGAGGACGCCGCCACGUACUUGAGCCUGCCCUCCACCAAGGCAGAGUUAGAGGAAAAGGCGCACUCGGCCACGGGCAGGAGCAUGCAGAGUCUUGGGAGCUGCACCAUCAGCAAAGACUCUUUCCAGAUCUCCACGCUUGUGUGCUCCACCAAGCUGACUCAGAAUGUGGACCUGCUGGGGCUCUUGAAGUGGCGUUCCAACACCAGCUUGCUGCAGCAGAACUUGAGACAGCUGAUGAAGGUGGAUGGCGGUGAAGUGGUGAAGUUCCUCCAGGACACCUUGGAUGCCCUCUUCAACAUCAUGAUGGAGAACUCCGAGAGCGAGACGUUUGAUACACUGGUGUUUGAUGCUCUGGUGUUUAUCAUUGGACUAAUUGCUGACAGGAAAUUUCAGCAUUUUAAUCCUGUUCUGGAAACCUACAUUAAGAAACACUUCAGUGCAACAUUAGCCUACACGAAGCUGACCAAAGUUUUAAGGAACUAUGUGGACAAUGCCGAGAAGCCGGGAAUAAACGAGCAGCUGUACAAAGCUAUGAAGGCUUUGGAGUAUAUCUUCAAAUUCAUCGUGCGCUCCAGGAUCCUGUUCAACCAACUGUACGAAGACAAAGGAGAGGCGGACUUCAUGGAGUCUCUGCUGCAGCUAUUCCGAUCCAUCAGCGACAUGAUGAGCAGCGUGUCGGACCAGACUGUCAGGGUGAAGGGGGCGGCGUUGAAGUACUUGCCAACUAUUGUCAACGAUGUGAAAUUGGUGUUCGAUCCCAAAGAGCUCAGCAAAAUGUUUACUGAUUUCAUCCUAAAUGUUCCCAUGGGUUUGCUGACCAUUCAGAAGCUAUAUUGCUUGAUUGAAAUCAUUCACAGUGACCUCUUCACACAGCACGACUGCAGAGAGAUCCUGCUUCCCAUGAUGACGGAUCAGCUCAAGUACCAUCUAGAGAGACAGGAAGACCUGGAGGCCUGUUGCCAGCUGCUCAGCAACAUCCUGGAGGUUCUGUACAGGAAGGAUGUGGGGCCAACUCAGAGGCAUGUCCAGAUAAUCAUGGAGAAACUUCUCCGGACAGUGAACCGAACCGUCAUUUCCAUGGGGCGGGAUUCCGAACUCAUUGGAAACUUUGUGGCUUGUAUGACAGCUAUUUUACGACAAAUGGAAGAUUAUCAUUACGCCCAUUUGAUCAAGACUUUCGGGAAAAUGAGGACCGAUGUUGUGGAUUUCCUGAUGGAAACAUUCAUCAUGUUUAAGAACCUCAUUGGGAAGAACGUCUACCCUUUCGACUGGGUGAUAAUGAACAUGAUGCAGAAUAAAGUCUUCCUGCGAGCGAUUAAUCAGUAUGCAGAUAUGCUGAACAAAAAAUUUCUGGAUCAAGCCAACUUUGAGCUACAGCUUUGGAACAACUACUUUCACCUGGCUGUCGCUUUCCUCACUCAGGAGUCCUUGCAACUGGAGAAUUUUUCAAGCGCCAAGAGAGCCAAAAUCCUCAACAAGUAUGGAGACAUGAGGAGACAGAUUGGCUUUGAAAUCAGAGACAUGUGGUACAACCUUGGUCAACACAAGAUAAAGUUCAUUCCAGAAAUGGUCGGCCCGAUAUUAGAAAUGACGCUAAUACCUGAGACUGAACUGCGCAAAGCCACCAUCCCUAUCUUCUUUGACAUGAUGCAGUGUGAAUUCCAUUCCACGCGAAGCUUCCAGAUGUUUGAAAAUGAGAUCAUCACCAAGCUGGAUCACGAAGUGGAAGGAGGCAGAGGAGACGAACAGUACAAAGUGUUAUUUGAUAAAAUCCUCUUGGAGCACUGCAGGAAGCACAAAUACCUCGCCAAGACAGGAGAAACUUUUGUAAAACUCGUGGUGCGCCUGAUGGAAAGACUCCUGGAUUAUAGAACCAUCAUGCAUGAUGAGAACAAAGAAAAUCGCAUGAGCUGUACUGUCAACGUGCUGAAUUUCUACAAAGAAAUUGAAAGAGAAGAAAUGUACAUAAGGUACCUAUACAAGCUGUGUGACCUCCACAGAGAGUGUGACAACUACACAGAGGCGGCCUACACCUUGCUUCUCCAUGCAAAGCUUCUGAAGUGGUCAGAGGAUGUGUGCGCGGCCCACCUCACCCAGCGGGACGGGUACCAGGCGACAACGCAGGGACAGCUGAAAGAACAGCUCUACCAGGAAAUCAUCCACUACUUCGACAAAGGCAAGAUGUGGGAGGAGGCCAUUGCUCUGGGUAAGGAACUUGCCGAACAGUAUGAAAACGAGAUGUUUGAUUACGAACAACUCAGCGAAUUACUGAAAAAACAGGCUCAGUUUUAUGAAAACAUCGUCAAAGUGAUAAGACCUAAGCCUGACUAUUUUGCUGUUGGCUACUAUGGACAAGGAUUCCCCACAUUCCUUCGGGGGAAAGUUUUCAUUUACCGAGGGAAAGAGUAUGAACGCAGGGAAGAUUUCGAAGCUCGACUGUUAACUCAGUUCCCAAACGCUGAGAAAAUGAAGACAACAUCUCCACCAGGCGAUGAUAUUAAGAACUCUCCUGGCCAGUAUAUCCAGUGCUUUACCGUAAAGCCCAAACUCGAUCUGCCCCCCAAAUUUCAUAGGCCUGUGUCAGAGCAGAUUGUAAGUUUUUACAGGGUGAACGAGGUCCAGCGGUUUGAAUAUUCUCGGCCGAUCCGCAAAGGAGAGAAAAACCCGGACAAUGAAUUUGCGAACAUGUGGAUCGAGAGAACCAUAUACACAACCGCGUACAAAUUACCUGGAAUUUUAAGGUGGUUUGAGGUCAAAUCUGUUUUCAUGGUGGAGAUCAGCCCCCUGGAGAAUGCCAUCGAGACCAUGCAGCUGACCAACGACAAGAUGAACAGCAUGGUGCAGCAGCACCUGGACGACCCCAGCCUCCCCAUCAACCCCCUCUCCAUGCUCCUCAAUGGCAUCGUGGACCCCGCCGUCAUGGGAGGCUUUGCAAAUUAUGAAAAGGCCUUCUUUACAGAGCGGUACCUGCAGGAGCACCCAGAGGCCCACGAAAAGAUUGAGAAGCUCAAGGACCUAAUCGCGUGGCAGAUUCCAUUUUUGGCUGAAGGGAUCAGGAUUCAUGGAGACAAAGUCACAGAAGCACUGAGGCCCUUUCAUGAGAGAAUGGAAGCCUGUUUCAAACAGCUCAAGGAAAAAGUGGAAAAGCAAUAUGGUGUCCGAACCAUGCCUUCAAGUCUGGAUGACAGAAGAGGCAACCGUCCCCGGUCCAUGGUCCGAUCCUUCACGAUGCCUUCAUCAUCCCGGCCUCUGUCAGUGGCCUCCGUGUCAUCCCUCUCAUCAGACAGCACCCCUUCCAGGCCAGGCUCGGAUGGGUUUGCUCUGGAGCCUCUCCUGCCCAAGAAAAUGCACUCCAGGUCCCAAGACAAGCUGGACAAGGAUGACCCCGAGAAGGAGAAGAAGGACAAGAAGAAGGAAAAAAGGAACAGCAAACAUCAAGAGAUAUUUGACAAGGAAUUUAAACCCACCGACAUUUCCCUGCAGCAGUCUGAGGCUGUGAUUCUUUCAGAGACGAUAAGUCCUCUGCGGCCCCAGAGACCGAAGAGCCAGGUGAUCAACGUCACUGGAAGUGAAAGACGUUUCUCUGUGUCCCCGUCACCACCAUCCUCCCAGCCAACACCGCCUCCAGUCACACCAAGGGCCAAGCUCAGCUUCAGUUUGCAGUCGAGUCUGGAGCUGAACGGCAUGACCGGCAUGACGGGGAUGGACACGGCCGAAGUCCCGCCCCCCCUGCCUCUCAAAGGGAGCAUGGCAGAUUAUGGAAACUUGAUGGAAAACCAGGAUUUGAUCAGCUCGCCCACCCCCCCGCCCCCUCCUCCUCACCAGAGGCAUGUUCCGCCUCCACUGCCCAGCAAGACCCCACCUCCGCCCCCUCCGAAGACGACGCGCAAGCAGACGUCAGUGGACUCCGGAAUCGUGCAGUGAAGGCCGCAGGACCGCUGGGAGGUUGCAGCUGCACCCCCCCUGCCCCACUCCCCACUCUUCUCCCGUGCGUCCUCAUUACCUCAUUGGGCCCGUGAUGUCUCAUCUGUCGUGCAAUCGCUUGUCCUGAGAAGGAGCUCACUUCCAGCCUCUCGCAUCGGGGAGCAAGGUGGAUAGGGGUCUGGAACGGUGGUCAGCACGAUCGAAAGUGGGGGCUUCUGACUGUGUCUGUCCUGAGAGCCUAAGUCUUGCCCAGAAGUCCCCUGUUGGUGCCAAAUGACAGGUGAGCAAAGACAGCGCUUGCCCUGGGUUUCGGGCAGCAGGAGAGGUUAGGCCAUCGCCGUGAGCCCGUGAGGCCGUGUGGCGAGUGCUCAGCUCCUCCAGAGGCUGGCUCCCAGCUCCCCCUGGAAGGGAGGGUCCUCAGCCCUCCUCCUGCGGGUGUGACUUGCCGUCAAGUGUGGCUUCAACCCGAGUCCGGCAGUUAAGGUCCACCCUUUCAGGGAAGUUCCUGUUUCCUUUCCUAUAAUUUAAAAUAGGAUUCUUUCUCAGCUACUGAACAGUUACUAAUUUAUGCAGUAGAAACACCGUUAAAAAUCCUGGAUCCACUGGGAGAGCAAAUACACGUUCUUUCUUUUUAAAAAGAGAAGGCCUGCAGCACAUCGGUGGCUUUAAUUGGGUGACUUCUUUCUGUCCUCAUUCUGUACAGAAGUUUGUAUAUAUGAUGGUCCUUAGAAGUUAAGUGUUCAUGUUUUUGGUCCUUCCCGUGUAACAGGCGUCCACAAAUGAUUCUUGGUAUGUGUUCUUAAUUUUUUAACUGCUGGAAGUAUGAACACACACAAACAAAAAAAUAAAAUUUUGUUGAUUCCCCCCACACACACACCCAGCUCCAAAGUCCUGACAAUGUUGGUGGACGAUGAUUAAAAAAACAAGAACAACUAACUUUGUAUAACCUAAUAUUUUUAUUCUGUAAUCUAUAUUUUUUUAUCCACUAUAAUCACGAUACUCUUCUAGUAGGCUUGAAAGUUAUCCAUUGACAACAAAAAAAUAAAAAGCCAUUUAAAAAAGAUUCCCAGCGUCCAAAUACUACGUUUUUAUCCCUUGAUGUAAAAAAAAAAAAAAAAAAGUAUAUAUAAAUGCCA